This is a messenger RNA of Scophthalmus maximus (turbot), 1889 nucleotides long. RefSeq lists its product as uncharacterized. Lineage: Eukaryota; Metazoa; Chordata; Actinopteri; Pleuronectiformes; Scophthalmidae. The coding region runs from base 173 to 1513 and encodes 446 amino acids. Gene Ontology annotation, biological process: DNA integration. The record is from RefSeq and is a predicted model, not a curated record. Gene Ontology annotation, molecular function: nucleic acid binding. The transcript has 8 exons.
CGAAGAAGAAGAAGCAGCGGCAGCAGCAGCAGCAGCAUCAUCUUCAUCCUGUUGUGAUCGUGUUGUGGAUUGUCUGUCUUAAAUAUGCAGACUGGCAUCGGUCGUCUUUGUGGCCAUCGAGGUGUGUGACGGCCGCCCUUUGUACCAACCUGAACCGGAAGUGCGAGCUGACAUGUUGAGCGCGGAGUCGCUGCAGGUCGCCGAGGAGGAGGUGGUGGUCGAGUCCAGCUCCAACAAACUCGGUGACAUUUACACGUUCGUGGCCAAAGGCUGCUUCCCCCAGACGAUGAACCCUCUGCGGAGGAAGAACCUCAAGAGAUACGCACAGAAAUUCAUCAUUGACGUUCACACGUUCCCCUUCGUCCGUGUCUUCAUCCAAGAGGGCAAGCUGUACUACGUGGGGCCAAAGAAGGAGGAGAAGAGGGAGGUGGUGAUCGAGGCCGAGCGGAAGAGGCAGAUUUUCCUGGACUGCCACUUCAAUGACAUCGGCCAUCACCUGGGCCAAAAGAAGACGGUGCACAGGAUCCAGAGCAAGUACUACUGGCUGGGGAUCAUCAGGGACGUGGUGGAUUGGAUCAAAGUGUGUGAGACCUGUCAGCACACGGAGAGGAACAAGAACCUGGCGCGGACCGUUCGGCCUAUAAAAGUGGACGCGCCGUGGGAAAUUGUUGGGAUUGACAUCAUAGGACCCUUCCCUGAGACGCAGCAGGGCAACACUAAUGUCACCGUCCUCAUCGACUACUUCAGUAAGUGGCCAGAGGCGUUACCGGUGCAGAAGACGGACGCCUUCUCUGUUGCACGAUGCAUCUCCAAAUGUAUAUACAGGUUUGGUGCCCCUAAAACAAUAGUGUGCACGCAGAAUGCCGACUUCUGUGACGAGGUGACGAAGAUGCUGUGCGACAGGUGGAGCAUCGUGCAGAAGGUUUCUUCUCUGGAUCAGCCUCAGCUCAACCCGCUCCACGACUGCACAGGCGCCUUACUGAAGGAAGCCGUCGUGCAGAUGGUAACGGAGAAGCAAGCCGAGUGGGAUGACUUCCUGGACCCGGUGCUGUUUCCGUUCCGCACGUCCACCAACCCCACAACAAAGUUCACCCCGUACUCGCUCAUGUUCAACAGGAAAGCUAAUUUACCGAAUGAGACCACACUGAGCCUGCUGAAUUAUGAUGAACUAGAGCAGGAUGUGUAUUCCACAAAGGAGACGGCCUCUACGUGUAUGACAGUAAUGCAGGAGCAGCAAAACUCUGUCAAGCAGCUGGUGAUAGCCAAUAUGAACGCAGCUUACAAACAAGAGAAGAAGAAGAAGGCCAAGCGCAGGUCACCCAGCAUUCCCUCCAUGACCUAUAAAAUCGCAGAUCCUCUGUUCAGUGCAGGGGACUCACCCUCACCCAAAAAACUGAAGGAGAGUUUAUAUUUGUCUUUCCCCGUGGAGACGGUGCUGGCCACCGAGCAAGGCAGCUCAGAGGACAUGAAGGCAGAGUUGGCAUAUCACCUGGCCGAGUCCGACGUCCACUGAGAGGCACGGUUUGAAAAAGGAAAGUGAGGCGACCCACCUACGGAGCGCGACCAGUCGUGGUUCGUCAUGCGCUGCCUGUAGUCUUGGACAGAAAGACGUGGGUAAUUCAGAGGAGUGUGAUGAUCGGUGCGACCGACGUACAGUUGGAUGAACACGCUGCAGGUUGAUGUUUCACUUCCAGAUGAGCCUCGCACAUGAAAACAGAAUCCACUGGCCAAAACAAAUGCCAGUUAACAUUGACCCUCCCUAAUUUCCCCACAAAAUAACUUUUGUUUUCCGUGUGAAUGAUGUUAAUUUAUUUGUUUUCACUUUGUCGCACAAUAUAUUUUUACGCUGCAAUACUUUAAAAAAAUAAUAAAGGUAUUGUUUCAUUACA